AUGCCAGUAGAGGUUCUAAAAUUCCUACACAUAGGUCGUGGGAUAUAUUCCUCCACUAAUGAAGUUUUCUUACAUUGUAUAGAGCUUCUAUUGACACUGACUUCGCGUAUGAAUUUAUGCCAGAAUUUUAUGAAAUUUUAUGAAGGUUUAAAUCGUCAAUAUCUUACACAACCGCGUAAGUGUUUCCCAAAAAACACUGUUGUUACGACCAAAAACAACAAGACAUAUUUGGACGAGUUGGAGGAUGGUGAUUACGUCCUUGCUUGGGAUGAAGACAAACUGGACUUUACCAGAGUAUGGUGUAAAACUCACCAUAUUGAAGAUGUAAGAUCCCAGUAUCUUCAAAUUGACACAGAGACAAAGAGACUGGAAAUAAGUCAUCGUCACUUUGUGCUCUUUAAAGAUGGAGAUAAAAAGGACUUCAAGAAAGCCGAAGACGUAAAGAUCGGAGAUGUGUUGUAUGUUUUGGAUGUUGAUCAGCUGAAAGUGAAUGAAGAGGAGGUGAAGGCUAUAGAAGAAGUGGAAUGUGAAGGGGUCUACAAUGUAUUUACUGAUUCCGGCCGCAUUAUUGCUAACGGAAUAUUCUGCAGUGUAUAUUCGGAAGUUCAUCCAAAUCUUGUACACCCAAUGUUGGCGCCAUUGAGAGCAGCUCAUUCUAUCAUGCCUACUGUUGUAAUGAAAAAAGUAAUGGCUCCCAAUUCAGAAGGCCAACCCCAUGUUAUUAAGUACGGGGGCGACAUUUUGAAGCCUGUUGCUAAAUUAUUGUAGAUGCCAAGCUGUGCUGCUGCUGAUUGUAAAGGCCAAACAAUUUAAUUUUUUUUUUCGCUUUUAUUGUGUUUAGUUACUUUACUUUCUGUUCGACUUCACAAUAUAACUUUAAUUUCGUUCUAAGAUUUGCUUUACCAGCUGGUAGAGGCUAUAUUUUCAGCCACGCAUAUUCCUGUUCAAAAUUUAACAAGCAAUUCUGUGGGAUUUAGAAGGUCUACAAACUAUAUACGGACACAAUGUCCUUCUGUUUUUGUUUUCUAAUGUAACAAUAAAUCUGCACAAUACCGGACACCAUCUUCACAAUGUCAAGAUAAUAGUUCAUACUUAUAUCUUAACUGCAAUAACCACUAUUCUUGUAUCACGGAACGCAUCGAUUUGAUUGGAUUGUACGCCAGUGAAUACAGCCAGAGCCUCAAUAGAAAAGUUGUAAACAUUAUGGCUUUGUGCUCGUAUGCUUCUGAUUGGCGGUAUUUGGUAGAAUGCAAUCCAAUCAAAUCGCUACAUUUACAUUUCUAUGAUACCAAAAAAGUGACUAUUGAAGUCAAGGUAUAAGUAAGUAGUUCGUAAUAGCUUUACUUUGUAAAGUAAUUAUUGUUCUGUUCCCUUUCAUAAAAUUGUCAAUUAUAAGUCAAGUCUUUCGAUUUGAAAGCGUGGCAACUCUAUUGAUCAUUAUUAAUUUGUUAUCAAUUGGAUCAAAGUCAUGAAAAAAACCAAUGAACUUUCUCAAGUCGUAGACAUUUCAUUAAUUGUUUGUGUAUUUUGAUGUAUUGGCUUUUUGUGUUAGAUAUAAUGGGACCAAAGUAUUAUUCAUUUUGUAACAAAACAUCAAAGUAUUUAUUGCUUAAUCAUAACAUUAUCCAUAAAGUUAGAGUGGUAAAUCAGUUAUUUUUAUGUGAAUUUGAAAAUCAUCAUCAAAGCAAUAGUAAUUUUUCUUUAGAUAUCUGACACAAAACUUUCCAAUAAUAAGACUAAUUUCAAAUAGAUAAUAUAUGCAAUAAAAAAUACCUAAUAAACAAUAUUUGCUAUGUGGACUCUCUGAAAGAGAUGU
This is a messenger RNA of Lottia gigantea (owl limpet), 1816 nucleotides long. RefSeq lists its product as hypothetical. Lineage: Eukaryota; Metazoa; Mollusca; Gastropoda; Lottiidae. The transcript has 3 exons. Gene Ontology annotation, biological process: protein autoprocessing. The record is from RefSeq and is a predicted model, not a curated record. The coding region runs from base 1 to 768 and encodes 255 amino acids.